AUGGAAUAUUUUAAACGAAAAUUUCGAUCUGGUGGUUCUUAUGAUCAAUUCGAUGAUAAUACUCGAGAUAAUUAUAAAAGUAAAUUUGAUCUUAUGCGUUUAAGUGCUGUUGUUUGUGGCAUAGAGUUUUGUUAUGCAGCUGAAACUGCUUUUGUUUCACCUAUACUUCUUCAGCUUGGUUUACCCGUCGUACUUAUGACUUUGACAUGGUGUUUACCGCCAUUAAUUGGAUUCUUUCUUGUGCCAAUACUUGGUUCACUAAGUGACAAAUGUCAAACACGUAUCGGACGACGACGUCCAUUUAUUUUACUUUAUUCAACUGGAAUUCUUAUUGGUCUUUUACUAGUCGCUAAUGGUCAGACUAUGGGAUAUUGGUUUGGUGACUCGAAGAAUAUUAUUUUCAAUAGUACUGAAUUGAUUAAUCAAACGAAUCCUAUCAAUUACCGAAUAUCGAUUCCAUUUUCAUCACGUAAAUUUGGUACAACAAUCACUGUUCUUGGCGUUUUUUUACUUGAUCUCGAUUGUGAUGCAUGCCAAAGUCCAAGUCGUGCAUAUUUGCUUGAUGUUACACAUCCAAAUCAACAUUCUGUAGGUCUUACAACAUUUACAUCAAUGGCUGGUCUCGGUGGUUGUUUAGGCUAUUUCUUUGGUAGUAUUCCAUGGGAAAAUACAUUCUUAAGUAAACUAUUUGGUGAUCAUGUUCAUGUUGUUUUCACUCUGGUUUGGAUGAUUUAUAUCAUUUGUCUAAUAUUAACAGUAACAACAGCAAAAGAACCAAAUCACAUUGAAAUCAUGGUGCCCAGUCUUAUUCGAUCAUCGUCAUGUCAAUAUAUUAUGUCAAGCUAUUCAAGACGUCCUACACGUGAUUCAAUUGAAGAUAUAAAUCAGUAUGGAACCAUAAAACAAGAACCAGAUGAUUCAACAUCAGUGGCAUAUUUUAAAAUAUCCUAUUUCGAUUAUCUUCGAUCAAUUAUCUAUAUGCCAGUUCCAUUACGAUGGCUGUGUUUAACAAAUUUCUUUUGUUGGAUGGCACUUGUUUCGUAUUCAUUAUUUUUUACGGAUUUCGUUGGGCAAUCUGUUUUUGGUGGAAAUCCAAAAUUCGAACUUGGACAUCCAUUAAGAUCCCUAUAUAAUGAUGGAGUUCGAUUUGGUUCAUUGGGCAUGUCGGUCUAUUCAAUAUCAUGUUCAAUUUAUUCGUUUAAUAUUCAAUCGUUGAAUAAUUAUUUCGGCAUUAAACGAGUUUAUGUUGGAUCUCAAUUAAUAUACGCCGUUGGAAUGUUAUUAAUGGGAUAUUUACGCCAUCGUGUUGCUGUUAUUAUUUUGUCAGCUGUGGCCGGAAUUCUCUAUUCAACAUUAUUUACUAUUCCAUAUUUACUUAUUUCAAAAUAUUAUACAUCAAAUAUAUUCAAUCAAUCAGACACAUACGGACAAAUUCGUGGUAUUGGUACGGAUGUUGCUGUUCUGAGUAGUAUGGUCUUUUUGGCACAAUUAUGUUUAUCAUCAACAAUGGGUACAUUCAUUCAUUUAGCUGGUUCUACAGUUAUUAUAACUAUUGUAGCAAGUAUUCUAAGUAUUUGUGGAGCUAUUUCCGCUACACAUGUGUUGUAUCUUGAUUAG
Molecule: messenger RNA, 1617 nt
Organism: Rotaria socialis
Lineage: Eukaryota; Metazoa; Rotifera; Eurotatoria; Philodinida; Philodinidae
Source: the annotation of a GenBank genome assembly